Melozone crissalis (California towhee) is the source of this 2486-nucleotide messenger RNA. It is a transcript of the gene APOO, whose product is annotated as apolipoprotein O. NCBI's taxonomy places the organism in Eukaryota, Metazoa, Chordata, Aves, Passeriformes, Passerellidae. The transcript has 9 exons. The coding region runs from base 50 to 706 and encodes 218 amino acids. The record is from RefSeq and is a predicted model, not a curated record. Gene Ontology annotation, cellular component: MICOS complex. Gene Ontology annotation, biological process: cristae formation.
UCACGCCGCGGUGACGCCAUCGCCCCGUCGCCGCGCGCCCGGCGCCGCCAUGUUCAAGGUAAUCCGGCUGGGGGCCACCCCUGUCAGCCUGGGCUUGCUCUCUGUCCAGGUUUAUGCUGCUUCCUCAGAGAAGGCUUCCAAAAAGGAGUUGCUGAAAGUUGAGGAGCUGUCACUGUACUCCUCCCCAGCUCGUGAGACGAAAUAUGUGGAGAGUCCCAAAACAGAAUUGGAGGAGGGGGUUUCCCGUUUGCGGCAGGUUUUGGAGCCAUACACAGCCUGGUGUCAGGAUCUUUAUGCCAAAGCUGUGCCCAAGUUAGAAAAAGCUGUUGAGCAUGGUAGAGAGGGCUAUGAAUUUCUCCAAAAACCUCCUGCUGGAUUUUAUCCAAGGCUUGGUGUGAUAAGUUUUGCUGGAAUUAUUGGAUUGUUUCUUGCUAGAGGCUCAAAAAUAAAGAAGUUGGUGUAUCCUGCAGCUCUCAUGGGUAUGGGUACCUCCAUGUAUUACCCUCAGGAAGCAGUUGCUAUUGCAAAGGUUGCUGGCACACAGCUGUAUGACUGGAGUCUUCAAGGAUAUAUUGCUGUAGAAGCUCUUUGGAAGGAUACUCCUAAGAAGAAGAAAUCAGGGGAAAAAGGUGAUAAGGGUGAUGCAGUGGGUGACAAGCCCCUGGAAGUCCAUGCUGCUUCAAAUAAAGAGCAGACCCAGAAGUAGAAUGCUACAUCACCUGGCAUCAGACAGUUUUUUUUCCAUGCCCCAGCAUCAGUCACACAUGUUUGCAGAUGUGGUGGAAUCACCCAUCUGCUGAGCAGCAGUGUUCCACUGCCUCAUGGGCAGCUUUAAAAGAAAACCUGGUUUUUAAUGUUAAAGUGUUUUAAUUGUUAUUGCUAAUUUUCACAACAGCAAUGUGAGCUUGUUGACUGGCUGAUGUACUGAGUACCUUAGCUUUCCCUUUAGAGCUAUGAAUAUAAAGUCUUUAAAAAUACAUGUUUUCCAAGUAAUUUGUAAGAUAGUAAUUUAAAAUAAAAACUAAAAAAAUAAUGGAAGGAUUAUUGAAUAUUUUUUUCUGUAAAGAAUCCCAAGAGAACUGAGAGGAAGAAAAGCCUCUCUAAAAUUCACUGAAAUAUUGUUGUGCUUCUUGUCAGCUAGGACAGAGCUAGUAAAUUAUAAAAACCCAAGAAAACUGAACUUUUGUUUGUGACACUGCACAAAUAUCAAGGUUCCAGAAAUCCAUAAAUAGGUUUUAUUUUCUUUUAGAAUUUCUUGCUAUGAAUAGAAUUUUUUUAUUCACUUUUUGAAAUGUCAGCCUUUUGCUUCAGGCACAUUUUCCUUGUUUGAGGAAGGCUUUAAGAGAGUGAAGAUAAAUUGCCCAGGAGCUUGAAGAACCUGAGUGCUCCUGGUUUUGAAACCUCCAUGCUUCACCUCACGUUGUUUCUGGAGGAGGCACAUGAAGGGAACUGCUGCAUUUGUGACCUAGGGCAAGCAGAUGGUGAAAGUUCAAUUCAGUAUCGAGUUCAGCUGCGCUGCGGGGGUGGCAGUUUGUUACUUGUGCUUGAAAUCAAAUCCUGUCAUUUAACUCCAUACCCAAGUCCAGAUGUUUUGUUGGAUUUGGGUGAUCCCAAAGGUUGGAGAACAUUGCUGUGAUCUUUGAAAAGACACAUUUUUUAUUUUGGAUGAGAUCAGUCCUAAAAAUCUCACUGCAUUUUCAACUGUUGGGAAUAUUCCUAGUUGAAUGUGGUUACUAAAAUAAAGACAAUGUCAUUUCCUCCAUGAUUUGCCACAGCAUGGGUCUCUGAACUGUGAAUGGUCAGCCAAGGACAAAAUCAUAUUGGGUUGAAGACAACAACAUAUUUCUCUGUUCCAAAAACCGGCAGCACUGCACCUCUUUUAUUAUAGUUUUUCAUCAGAAAUUAUAUGCAAACUUCAGCUCAAACCACAUCCCACUGUGGAAGAAAAAAACUUUAAUUUUAUCCAGCUGUUGUAUUUGGGAGUUGCACAGAAGUGACAGGGUUUUGUGUUUUUCCAUGAAGAUGGCAUAUCUCAUUUUUACUCUGUUCCAGAUCUAUAUAUAUGUAAUUCCAGUUCUUUGAGUUAAAUUGCCCUAGUCUUGUUCCAGAGUAAAUAAGAUUGAGAAAACAUGCAUUUGAUGGGAAUUUAAAAGAAUUAUUUUUGAAAAAGUUGGUUUAUUGUACAAGAUUCCAGUUGGUGUUUGGUUUGAAGUGUUCUCUUUUGUCUUUCCAUUUAGUUCAACUAUGGGAAUGGAGUCCUCUAGAACAGACAUGAUGUUUAGUGCUCUAAUAUCAGUAAUAUGAAGAGUUAAAUAUCUCUCCUGCAAGCAAAUUGGUGUUGAGAAUGUUCCUCAAACAGAUUUUUUCAACUUGCCACAUCAAAGAAAAAAGUUUUGAUUACACUGUAAAAAUGAAAGGGCCUGUGAUAAAUUUAAUUCUGCUUUCUCCCUCCAUUCCUCUCCCCCUUAACCUCUGUCCCCUUUCUU